Molecule: messenger RNA, 2836 nt
Organism: Xiphophorus maculatus (southern platyfish)
Lineage: Eukaryota; Metazoa; Chordata; Actinopteri; Cyprinodontiformes; Poeciliidae
Product: von Willebrand factor A domain-containing protein 5A-like
Exons: 21
Coding region: 167-2542 (791 amino acids)
Source: RefSeq, a predicted model, not a curated record
AAUGCUCCACCCACCCGGUGCGCUUCCAUAAGAAAAACGAGCGUUCCCGGUAGAGGAGCAGCUGUUUUGGUCUGUUUGAGCAGAAACUCUUAGUUUAACGCGCAGAAGAUUCUGUAUUUCUCCGUGAGAAGGGUCUGUCCUCACUGUUGUCUGCCUCACAGGAACAAUGAUGAACUGCUGUGGUCUGCUCACUGAAAAGAAGGAACCAGUUCCUCUGAAGAGCAUUGAUGCUCAGCUGGAGGUGAAGGACCAUGUAGCUACUCUGGUCUCCACUCUGACCUACGAGAACAAGGAGGACAAACCUCUAGAGGCUGUGUUUGUCUUCCCUCUGCCUGGAGAUGCUGCUGUGUGUCAUUUCAGUGCUCAGAUUGGAGAAACACACAUUGUAGCUGAGGUGAAGGAGAAACAGCAGGCUCAGGAGGAGUAUGAUGACGCUCUGAGCUCCGGUCAGCAGGCCUUCCUGUUGGAGGAGAGUGAGCAGAGUCCAGAUAUCUUCUCUCUGAAGGUGGGCAGGCUGCCUCCAGGAGAGAGCGCCUCCAUCAGGCUGGAGUACGUCACUGAGCUGGCUGUGCAGGCUGAUGAUGGGUUGAGGUUCUGUCUGCCUGCUGUGCUCAACCCUCGGUACCAACCCCAGGGUAGUGAAGGUCCCAGUGUCCAGGUGACCUCAGUACCAGCCUCUCUGGUGCCCUACAGUCUGUCCUUUUCCGCCCAAGUGUCCUCUCCUCGUCCAAUCUCUAAAAUAGAGUCCAGUUGCUCUCUGGAGCCUCUUCAGUAUCUCAACGCUGAUCAAACUCAGGCCACGGUUAAAUUGGGUGGAGGACACAAGUUUGACAGAGACAUUGAAUUACUGAUUUAUUACAAAGACGCCCACCAGCCCUCUGCUGUGGUGGAGGCAGGACAGGCCUCUGCCAAACCUGGCUCUCUGAUGGGUGACCCAGUGGUGAUGGUUAGUCUUUACCCUGAGUUCCCCCAAUCAGUGAUGUCCUCACUCACCGCCUGUGGAGAGUUUGUGUUCUUGGUGGACCGAUCAGGAAGUAUGGGCUGCCCCAUGAACAACAGCACACCGCAAGAAACUCGCAUUAGCAGUGCACGGGAUACUCUGCUGCUCCUGUUGAAGAGUUUACCAAUGGGCUGCUACUUCAACAUUUAUAGUUUUGGUUCCUCCUUUGAGCACAUCUUUCCUAAGAGCGUGGAGUACAGUGAGAAGACCAUGGAGGAGGCUCUGAAUAAGGUUGAAGAAAUGGGGGAUAAUCUUGGAGGAACAGAGAUUCUUCAGCCUCUUAAACACAUUUACAGCCAAGCCUGCAUUCCCAAACAUCCUCGACAGUUGUUUGUCUUCACUGACGGAGAGGUGGGGAACACCAAAGAAGUUACUGAUCUUGUUAAGAAGAAUGCAGACUCCCACAGGUGUUUCUCUUUUGGGAUUGGAGAAGGAGCCAGCACUGCUCUCAUCAACGGGAUGGCCAAAGAAGGCGGAGGUCAAGCUCAGUUCAUCACUGGGGCUGACAGGAUGCAACCAAAAGUGAUGCAGUCACUCAGGUUUGCACUGCAGCCAGCUGUGGAGGACAUUUCUGUCUCUUGGGAUUUACCAAAGGGAGUGUCCGCCACCGUUCUCUCUCCACCCAUUACAGCUAUUUUUCAGGGUCAAAGGUCACUGAUUUAUGCUCAGCUAACUCUACAGAGUUCAGAGGAAGCCGAUGGCACUGUGACAGUGAAGUACAGCCUGGCAGGUCAUCCCUCUCAGAGCCAGCUGCACUUCAAUCUCAAACCUGCAGAGGACUCUGGAUUAACAGUCCACAGACUGGCUGCUCGCACUAUGAUUCGCUCCCUGGAGUCGGAGGAGAGGACACAAAGUGAACAGAACGAUGAAGAAAUGAAGAAGAGGGUGGUGGAACUCAGUGUCCAAUCAGGAGUGAGCAGUUCUUUCACUGCCUUCAUAGCUGUUAACAAAGACAGCGGCGAGUCCGUUGAAGGACCUCUGGUGCGCAGAAAUAUCCCAACACCUUUCUUUCCAAUGGGCGUAAUGGCUGCAGCUUGUAGUGCUCCACCACGUCAUCUCAUGAAAUGUCUCGCAAGACCUCAACCAAAGGCUAUGGCGUGUAUGGCUCCAACAGCUUUGGCAUGUGCAGAUUCUCUUUAUAUUAGCGCCAUGCCAGAGCCAUGUUCAUUGUUAGAUAUGUCAGCACUGUCAGCUGCUGAACCACCACAGCCCCGUAAAGACCCUGUGCUGCAGCUGGUGUCCCUGCAGAAGGCGUCUGGCUGCUGGAUGCUUGAUGCAAAUCUGGCUGCUAUGCUGGGAAAGACCAGCGAGCAAGUGGAAAAGGCAAAGCCACCGUCGGUCAACAAUGAAGUGUGGGCCUCCAUUCUCGCCCUGAUUUGGCUUCAUGGUUUUAAGAUGGAUGUGAUGGAGGAGUGGGAGCUUCUGGCUAUGAAGGCUGCAUCAUGGAUUAAAGCUCAAAACGCUCCACAUGUGUCAGAGUGUGUUGAAGCUGGAAAUACACUGUUGGGUUGCGCCGUGAAGAAAGAAGCUCUGGGGAUCUGAGGUUUACUGACAGGCUUCAGCUCUACUAUGGAAGCACCUCAGUGUAGGAAGGAAAACACUGAAGUUGUUGAUGACCAAGAACAAGCUUAGGACUUUAUUUUCUCUUUGCAAAAUUUAACCAUGUAUCUGCCAGCAUGCCUUUAGAUAUUUGCACUCUAUGCAUAAAAAGAAGCCAUGGAGCAUGGCUUUAUGCUUAACUUUCAGCAUAUGGAUUUUAAUCAGUUUUACUGAAACAAUAUAUUCAUGUAAUAAAUGAGGAAUAAAUGCAUAAAAAUAAAAUAAAAAUGCCAUUAA